Messenger RNA from Lichtheimia ornata, 2562 nucleotides. RefSeq lists its product as uncharacterized. Bases 1 to 2562 code for a protein of 853 amino acids. Gene Ontology annotation, cellular component: elongator holoenzyme complex. The transcript is spliced from 16 exons. Gene Ontology annotation, biological process: tRNA wobble uridine modification. Gene Ontology annotation, molecular function: protein binding. Lineage: Eukaryota; Fungi; Mucoromycota; Mucoromycetes; Mucorales; Lichtheimiaceae. The record is from RefSeq and is a predicted model, not a curated record.
AUGCCCCACAUUUCCAAAGAACACAUCUCGAUCGGUUGCAAUCGGACAACCCAUGCUGCUUCCUGGGGUCUCAAUGGGCUCGUAGCAUUCGGUGCCAACCAGCUGAUCGCUUUAUACAACCCUCUGGACAAGCAUAAUAGUGGCAUCAUCGAGACGCUUCCAGGACAUACGGACCGUGUUGUUUGCGUCGAGUUUAUCGAACGAGGCCACGAAGCCGAACUUCAUGACGUCGCGUUGGUUUCUGGAUCUGCUGAUAAGACGGCCAAGAUUUGGAAGAAGAAUACAGCUGGAGAUUGGGUGAACUCUGCAACAUUGGAAGGACACACCGGUGCUGUUGAAGCUGUUGGGUGCUUACGAUCCCGUUCAAUUCCCGGUACCACUGAUUUGUUCGCUACUGGAAGUGCUGAUGGCACCAUUCGUAUAUGGGAAAGACGUGAGGCAGAUGAUGCUAAUGAUGAAGUUACCUUGCUGCAAGUGAUCGAGUGUGGCAACAAGUAUCCAACUACAUUGGCUCUUUCCCAUCUUCCCGGCACAAAGAUUCCUAUUCUUGCAUGCGGCCACACCGACAAGAAGAUCACCAUUUUCAUCCAACAAAAAGGAGGACAAUUUGAAAAGGCUCAUGUGCUUCAAGGACAUGAUAAUUGGGUUCGAUCUCUCGCUUUUGCCACGUAUACGGGUAGUCAAGAAGAUGCUACUGCAACCAACCACACGCUUCGCUAUGGAGAUUUGAUGCUUGCCAGUGGUUCUCAGGAUCGAUACAUCCGUCUAUGGAAGAUCUCACCCCAUCAAGCCUCUCCUUCUUCUCCUGUUGCCACAAAGGAAGAGCCAUCCAAUGGUGAAUUGACCGAUGAUUUACUCCAAGCUUUACAAGAGAACGCUUUGACAGGGGAGAAUGCCGAGUUGAGCACAAAGGCUCAUUUGGUGCAAGUGGAUGAUGGAAACAGUAAACAACAAUUCUCUCUCAUGUUCGAAGCUCUGUUGAUGGGUCACGAUGACUGGGUGUACAGUGUGUGCUGGGAACGACCACAAAUGAAGGCUGAUGCUGAUGGCAAGGUUCAAUAUACCCAACCCAUGCGACUUUUAUCCGCGUCAAGCGACAAAUCAAUGAUGAUUUGGAGUCCUGAUCCAGCAACGGGUGUGUGGAUCAACGAGGUUCGUAUGGGUGAUAUUGGUGGCAACAGCUAUCUUGGAUUCUGUGGUGCACUUUUUGGUCCCGAUGGUCAUCAUGUCUUAUCCCACGGCGCCAAUGGAUCAUUCCAUCUCUGGAAGAAUGUAUCCAAUGAUGAAGAUGAUAAUCAUUGGGAGCCACAAGUAUCUAUCAGUGGUCAUUUCAAGGCUGUCGAGAGUGUAACAUGGGAUCCCAAUUCUCGUUUCUUGCUAUCUGCUAGUCUUGAUCAAACAGCUCGCCUAUUCGCGCCUUGGGUACGAGAUGUUGAAGGCAACAAGGUCACUUCAUGGCACGAAAUGGGCCGUCCACAAAUUCAUGGCUAUGAUCUCAAGUGUAUCUCGUUUGUGCAUGAUUGGCAAUAUGUCUGUGGUGCCGAUGAAAAGGUUUUGCGUGUGUUUGAUGCUCCCAAAGCAUGCGUGGAAAGUCUUGCUGGCUUAACAGGAGAAAACAACAUGGCAUCAGAAGCAACAAGUCGACCUGUGGCUGCCAAUUUGCCAGCAUUGGGCUUAUCCAACAAGGCAGUUUUCGAAGGAGAUGUGGAGGAAAUGACCAACGCUGAAGAAGACCAUACUGCUUUGCAAAGCUUUUCACAUUCGUCAUCCACGCCCACAGGUUUUACAGAAAUCAUGCAACACCCUCCAUUUGAAGAACAUUUGCUGCAGCAUACUCUUUGGCCCGAAGUGGAGAAAUUAUAUGGACACGGCUAUGAGAUCAUUUGUGUUGAAGGCAGCCAUGAUGGCAAGUAUAUCGCAUCUGGAUGCAAGGCAGCAACACCUGAUCACGCCGUGAUUCGACUUUUUGAUACGUCAAACUGGAAGGAGGUCAAGAACAAGAUUGCAGCACAUACACUUACUGUGACUCGUGCUCGCUUCUCACACAACGAUGAAUGGCUUUUGACUGUAUCCAGAGAUCGAGUAUGGUCACUUUCAAAACGAGUGCAAGGAGAUGCAGACGCACCUUAUCAACUUGCCUUCAAAAACAAGGCUCAUGCCCGUAUCAUUUGGGAUUGUUCUUGGACACAUGAUGAUUCUAUGUUUGCUACUGGCUCCAGAGAUAAAACGGUCAAGAUUUGGUCACAGGCUGAUGGUGAAUGGAAGUGCAUUGCUACUAUCAAAUUUGAGGAAGCUAUUACUGCUGUUGACUUUGCACCAGCAUUGAUGGAUGGCCGAUACCUUCUUGCUGUUGGUUUAGAAAAUGGACAAAUCAAGCUGAUUGCUGCAUCCGAACAAGACAUCACUCAGUGGGCAUUGUGGGCCAACGUUGACGAUAGAUUAUGUCAUGUGGGCGUUGUACGGUCGUUGUCAUGGCGAUUGCACCCAGCAAAGAAGGAUGUAUUCCAACUCGCUUCUGGAGGCCAAGAUCACUCUGUACGCAUUAUAAACAUCCAACAAUAA